This is a messenger RNA of Acyrthosiphon pisum (pea aphid), 3576 nucleotides long. RefSeq names its product ras guanine nucleotide exchange factor P. Lineage: Eukaryota; Metazoa; Arthropoda; Insecta; Hemiptera; Aphididae. The record is from RefSeq and is a predicted model, not a curated record. Bases 1028 to 3238 code for a protein of 736 amino acids. The transcript has 13 exons.
ACUCAGAUAUUGCUUUAAAUUUAAAUUAUAAUGAAAAGCCUAUGAGAUGCCCUAGAUAGCAAUCUUACCUUUAAAUUUUAUAAGAGGUAAUAGGUAAAUUCACUCUAAUUUUUAAACUAACACUGUUAAAGUGAUCUGUGGAGCGCAUUAUUUGCUACGCUACACAUUUGUAAGACGGAGAUUACAAAUGUUUGUGUAACAUCCUCUUAAAUGCCAUAACACUGAAUAUGGGACACAUUUGAUUUGCAAUUUUUUUUCGACCCAUACAUGUGUUACAUAAUGAGAACAUUGUUUUAUUUGUGUUACAUUCUUAUCAUAAUUUUUUAGUAUGUUUAUGAGCAUUUUUAUUAUUUGAAACAUUUUGUCUAGAUUCAUGUAAAACUCAUAGGGUCAUUAAAAACGAAUCUGGGAUAUUUGACACCUAGGAAUUUUACAUAUUAUAGGACAAUAAUUGACAAUACAGUAAAUAAAAUUAGAUUAUUAGUAUUAGUAAUGAAGUUUUUCAUUGCCAGUAUACAUUCUACUUAAGUGAAUCAGUGCUCAAAUUGGGAAUUAUUAAGUAGAGGAGCUCAAUCCAACAAUUUAGAAACUGCGUUUCAAGUGCAAAAUUAUUCAACGCAGACUCGUGGGGGGCUUCGCCCACAUACUCCCCUUAACCAAUUCUUAGUUUUUCUACUUCGUUAGUAUGCUACUCACCAAAAAAGUUUAAGAGUGUUUACCUGUUUUACAUACUGAUAAAGUGAUAAAUAACAAUUUAUUUAACUAAAAUGUUUUUAAUAUAUUGAUGAUCAUCAUUGUUAAGUAUUUUAAUACGUUAUAUAUUGUUAUGCUCUGUUUACAUUAUCCCAGAAAACUUCAAAUAUAUUGACAAUUGUCGUGUUGUGUUUAAAAUAUUGACCGUCAGAAUUUUCUUUUGGUUGACUGUUUUACAUAUAUAUUGCUUAAGUGAGUUAAGUGGUUAACACUGCAAGGUGGAAGGACGCAACACAAAAUUAAUUAAUUUAAUAUCUAAAAAUCUCGUAUAAUCAUGGCAAUGGAUUUAAAUGAAGUCAAAAUCAAUGUAAGGAGCCUGUUAACCAGUUCGCAAAAACCACUCAGUAUUUCACAGCUUCAAAGAGAUUAUCUUGAACAAGAAGGAUGUAACUUACCUUAUAGAAGUUUAGGUUUUAGUUCAGUUAUUGAAUUGCUCAAAAAUAUGACCGAUGUUGUAACUGUCCCUCCAAAUGCAAAUGAAUCAUCUAUGUUAUCUCUUGUCGUUGGCGAUAAGACUAACCAUUUAAGAAUGCUUGUUGUUAAGCAAAAAACAAAUACUAGAAAAAAGAAAGGCAAAUCAAACAUGAAUAAUCGAAUAGUACAUCAAAAUCAUAAUAGAAAUAACAAUUUUUCUGGACGUAACUCUUAUAAUCAAAGGAUGCCUACUAAAACCAACAAUUAUUCGAACAACAAUUAUCAAAAUAUUAGAAGUGACUAUCGUAGAUCCAAUAAUUCUUCUAUAAGUUCUAAUCAAUUAAACCAGUCAUAUUCAUCAUCUAGUAAAAGUCAUUCUGAUAUGAAUAGAAAUGGUACUAGCCAUGAAGCCAAUUCCAGUUAUGGUUAUGUGACGGAUAACUUACGUUCUAAUAUAGAAAGAUACAUAAUUGAAAAUCAAAUGCCGAUAACUUUAAAUAAAUUAAAGCAGAUAGUACAAAAGCAUCCUGACUAUUCAGUUAUGGACGUACAUAGUAUGCAUGAUUUAAAAGAUCGAGUAAAAGGUUUUUUAAAUAUAAAUGAUGAAGACGUUUCUUUAAAAAAUUCACUUUACUUUAAAUCUAAUAUACAACGGGUACACCACGAUACAGAUGCACACAUUAAGCCUUCAGAACCAGAUUCGCUACCAAAUAUACCAUCAUAUGAAUGUAAUGCUCAAAAUGUAGUAUCUGAACUGUAUGCGCGGUUAACAAUUGAUGAACUUAAAGAAGUUACACCCCAUAGUAAAAAUAAACAUGAUAGUAAUAAUGGAAUGAAUAGUAAAAGAAAUGUAUCAAUUGAACUUUCAACUGAAUAUAUAGAAAUGUGUAAAAAUCAAAGUUUGAUGAGACCAUUUCAAAGUGGUUUUAAUAAUACAGAUAAAAACUCUGAUAUUGCUAAAGCUAAUUUAAUAAAAAAUAUUGAAUAUGUAAAAAAACAAUCAGAAAUUAGAAAAAAUAAAAGUGUUGAAUCAAGCCUUGUAAAUGAAAAAAAAUCGCAAUCGUGUUCUAUUUCUAUGAACGGUGAUAAUUCUUUAAACAAUUCAAAUUCAUUUCUGCAUUCUACUCCAAAGAAAAAUAAUAAUGAUUCAAUAACAUUGAAUGGAAAAAAAGGUCGUAUUCCUGAAUUAAUGAAGUUAAAUAUUGAGAGAAUAUUCAAAGUUUACUGUAAAGGUGUGAAUAUUGAGAAUUUUAAGUUCAUUUAUACCCAAUUGUACAAUCCUGUUGGUUUCGAUUUUUCAUUAAUUAAACAAAUGUUAGAGGUAUUAGAUCAAAUUAUUGAAGUGCGAAAUAAUAUAUUGUACACCAAAGAUUACUUAAAAUUGUGUGAAAAAAAGGAUUUAGAAAUCGACAAUAAUUGCUUGUUUAAAAACAUUUGUUUAAAUGAUGAAACAAUUACUACAAUUAUAGAACAGCCAAUAUUGUAUUUUAAUCAGGACAAAAAAAAAAUGCUGUUGGCUUAUACAUAUAAUCCAAGUUUAUUUUAUUUACAAUUGGAACCUAUGGAACUUUUGGACUGUUUAAUGAUUCAAAUGAAAUCUACUUAUGAAACUAAAAGUAACAAUUAUUUUGUUGAACCAAACCAAAUAUUACCAGGUUUAUUUUAUGCAACAUCUUAUUCUUCAUUUUCGAAUCUAAAAGAGUGGUAUCGAAUUAAAGUUUUAAAAGUAAAUUCAACCACUGUUGAAGUAAUUCAUGUGGACUAUGGAAUUGUUGAUAAUAUACCCAAAACUGAAUUAAGAUUUUUGAAUUAUACAUUUUGUAGUUUACCUUGUCAAGCAAUCCAUUGUUGUUUGACUGGUUAUAAUGAACUUGAUUCGAUUGCACCAGAAGUUACAAAAGCAUUUUUAGAAAUCAUUAAUAUUAAUAAGCAGGUUUUGGUUAUGGUUGAUGAUCAUUUUAUAUUCAGUAAACAGUACCAAAUCUUACAUGUCACCUUGUUCCAAUAUAAACCUAAUGAUUCACUACAAAAUAUCAACUACGAUUUAACUGCAUGUCACUUGAAUACUUGAGAAAAUAGACUUCAAGACAACUUUUAACAAACAAGAUAUUCUAUGAUGCUGCUGCGAGUUAUUCAAUUCUCCGCAGAUGGUUUUAUUAUUCAACUUAUAAUAAUAAGUUAUAACUGUUAUGAAUACCUCAUUUUUAUUUAAUUACUUUUAGCUUUUAAUAUCAUACUAACUAUUUUUGUAAGGUUUUCAUUAAGUUCUGUAAUAUUUUUAUAUUGUUUUUCAAGUUUUUCUUUCAGCUGACCAAUAAGCAUUUGUUGUAGUCACAUUUUUAAAUGUAAUUCAUUACCACGAGUACACACUCCCGUACCCGAUACAUAUUAAAAAUAUAAACAUAAUAC